Molecule: messenger RNA, 1118 nt
Organism: Sinocyclocheilus grahami
Lineage: Eukaryota; Metazoa; Chordata; Actinopteri; Cypriniformes; Cyprinidae
Product: E3 ubiquitin-protein ligase PDZRN3-like
Exons: 3
Coding region: 186-1118 (310 amino acids)
Biological process (GO): regulation of canonical NF-kappaB signal transduction; protein ubiquitination
Cellular component (GO): plasma membrane signaling receptor complex
Molecular function (GO): zinc ion binding; ubiquitin-protein transferase activity
Source: RefSeq, a predicted model, not a curated record
GCACCCCUGAUCUACAAUCUUUAACAGGGCACUCAUCACGCGCACACUGCUCCGCUCGUUGAGUGUUUACGGUAGCUCGCGCCUCUCGUCCUGAGUGGAACUAGUAGUUAAUCGCUCAUUUCGUGAGUGUAGGUUGACAGCUCUCUCCUUGUUGCUGAGUCGUCCCGGUACUUCACGUCAAGAUUAUGGGCUUUGAUCUAGACCGUUUUGAAGGUCCCGUGGAUCCGGACUUAAUCUGUAAACUGUGUGGGAAGGUUUUAGAAGAUCCUCUCAGCACUCCGUGCGGACAUGUCUUCUGCGCCGCGUGCGCGCUCCAGUGGCUCUCCAAAGUCAGCAGCUGCCCUGUCCAGUGCCAGAAGAUCUCCACCAAAGAGCUGAACCACGUCCUGCCCCUAAAAAACCUAAUUCUCAAGCUGGACGUCAAAUGCGACCACUGUGAACGAGGCUGCAACCGGGUGAUAAAGCUCCAGCAUCUGCCAGAGCACGCGGAGGCGUGCGAAUUCUUUCCGGUCAGAUGCGAGAAUGAAGGAUGCGACGCGGUGCUCAACUUGAGGGAUGUGGCCUCCCAUAUGCGGGAGAGAUGCGAGCACAGGGCGGUGGAGGACUGUAAGGAUGGAUGUGGACUCGCGCUGACCCUCAAGGAGAGGUCGGAAGACCACAGCUGUCUCCAAGCUCUUAGGACACACAGCGGUCUCCUCCAAACCAAAGUGCUGAGUCUGGAGAAGGAGCUGAAGCGCCAGUCGCUGAGCUUCAGUAAGAGGGAGAGCUCCCUCCUCUCCAAACUCUCCGCGCUCCACUGCGAGCUGCACAUCACAGCGCUCACAUUUCAGAAGAAAAUCACCGAGUACAAGAACAGGAUUGACGCGCUGUCCAGCAGCUGGAUGCAUCUCGAUAAGGGUGAAGAAACAAGGAGCCUCAAAGUGACCCUCCAAAGAACAUCAGGAUCUCUUGGAUUCAGUAUCAUUGGAGGAAGCUUGUGUGGGUCUGUUUCACCCAGCACCACACUUUUAGAGUCUGUGUUUCUGCCCUGCCCUGAAUGUCCUGCGUCUCCUCUGGUUCUGCCCAGCCCUGAAUCUCCUGUGUCUCUGCUGGUUCAACCCUGUCUGUGUCGUCGAUGA